Hymenoscyphus albidus is the source of this 492-nucleotide messenger RNA. The record is from the annotation of a GenBank genome assembly. Lineage: Eukaryota; Fungi; Ascomycota; Leotiomycetes; Helotiales; Helotiaceae.
AUGGCACCCAUUGAUGCCCAUUGGUGUGUGCUUUCGAAUCCACUCGGGUCCCACUUCACCCUCAGAGGCGGUUCCACCUGGGUUCCACUAUCCGACAACAAGAACUUCCAAGGUUCCAAGACAAGCGGAAACACUGGUUACCGCCCUAAGAAGGUUGCGAAGUCUCUACGGAGUAUGUUGAAAAAUACACCGACAUCAUAGGGGGGGCUUGGGAAUUGACUCUAACGGUGAACUUGAACACCUUUCGCUUAUCCACUGUUGUCGCUUCACAAUAACAAUGUCUGCCAGCGGCACUAACCGGUGACGUAGACCUCAAUUGGAAAUACAUUCACUCAACUGGAAGACUCGGCAUUAGUACUGUACUGUGCUGUACUUUGCUCAUAGCCCAUAGCUCAUCCCCAGUUGCAGAUCAUGGGGAAAGAAGUUUCUACCACAGCACAGUUCAUGCCACAUUGUCACCAUCGCAAUGGCACAGACACCGAGAAGGCAUGA